CGAGGAGUUACAAGGGAAAUUAGCCAGUGGUGAAAUCAAAGAGCUGCUCAACUACUGGAAAAGCCCCACGUGAAGAGCCUGUUGUCGGUCCACGACACGGUCGCCCAGAGGAGGUACGAUCCUGAGCUACCUCCAUUGCCUGAUGACAUUGACGACGAUGAGGACUCUGUGAAGAUCAUAAGACUAGUGAAAAACAAGGAGCCUCUUGGAGCAACGAUAAGUCGAGACGAACAAACAGGAGCCAUCCUCAUCGCUCGGAUCAUGAGAGGAGGAGCAGCUGACAGAAGUGGGUUGAUUCAUGUCGGGGAUGAACUGAAGGAGGUCAAUGGAAUCCCUGUGGAUGACAAGAAACCAGAGGAAAUUAUUCGUAUUCUGGCCCAGUCUCAAGGAGCCAUCACCUUUAAGGUGGUUCCUGGUCUCAAGGAGGAUGCAACAACCAAGGAGCCUAAGGUCUAUAUGAAGGCACUCUUUGACUACGACCCUAUGGAUGACAAAGCCAUCCCAUGUAAAGAGGCUGGACUGGCUUUCAAGAAGGGUGACAUCCUUCAAAUCAUGAGUCAGGAUGAUGCAACCUGGUGGCAGGCUAAACAUGAGGGGGACGCCAAUCCCCGUGCCGGCCUAAUCCCGUCCAAACAGUUUCAAGAGAGGAGAUUCGCACUGCGUCGAUCUGUUACGACUCUCCCAUCCCUGAGAAGCUCUACCCGGCGGGCAUUCACAGGGGAUGCACCUCAGACAUGUACCACAGACUGUGUUUCUCUAGAUGAUGUGGAGAUAGAGUUCGCUGAGGAGAUUGAAGAGGAUGCCGACUAUAGUAGUGGAUUCCACCUAGCUGGUUUCAGGAGAAGCUUCCGUCUCAGCAGGAAGGACAAGAAGACCAACAAGUCCAUGUAUGAGUGUAAGAAGAGUGAACUGUAUGACAUGGCAGACGUGCCCACAUAUGAGGAGGUCACUGCGUACCGCCGGCAGAGUGGGGCCAAGCACAGACUGGUUGUACUGGUCGGACCCACAGGCAUUGGUAUGAAUGAGCUGAAGAGGAAACUAUUGAUCUCAGACCCCCAGCACUUCAGUGUAACCAUCCCACACACAACUCGGGCCAAGAAGAACCAGGAGAACGAUGGCGUUGAAUACCACUUCAUCGCCAAACAUCUUUUUGAGACGGAUAUCCACAACAACAAGUUCAUCGAGUAUGGCGAGUACAAAGGGAAUUAUUAUGGGACAAGUCUGGAUUCUGUACGCUCCGUUCUCUCUAAGCACAAAGUGUGCUUAUUGGAUGUCCAGCCCCAUACAAUCAAACACUUGCGUACAGCUGAGUUCAAGCCCUUCGUUGUGUUUGUGAAACCACCAUCAAUUGAGAGACUGAGGGAAACGAGGAAAAAUGCCAAAAUCAUAUCAGGCAAGGACGACAAGGGAACAGCCAAGCCCUUUACGGAGGAUGACUUCCAGGAGAUGGUGAGAACUGCCCAAAUCAUGGAGACUCAGUAUGGACAUCUGUUUGAGAAAGUCAUUGUCAACGAUGACCUCUCAACUGCCUUUAGUGAGUUGCGUUUGGCGCUGAAGAAGGUGGAGACGGAGAAUCACUGGGUUCCAGUCAGCUGGACUCACUCCUGAGACCUGCACAACACAUAAGAGGGAAAAUAAGGCAAGGGCUUUGACAAAACUAUGCAGGUUUUUAUCUUUGUGUCUGCUGUGGCUGGUGUCGGGGGGGAAUAAAACAUGACAUUGCCAGACUGCUGGGUCGCCGUACUUGAGCUGCACAGAGCUAAAAACUGGCUCUAAACUUUAGCCACGGUUUGGAUAUGGAUGUUCAAGUCUGACCAGAUCUAACACUACUCUGGGUCACGCUCAGGGCGUCUGUCCAGGGUACAGUCCUUGGACAUUACAUGUGGGUCUUAGUCUGGGUCAUAACCAGGGCACGAGUUGGAUUUCUUUAGUCCAAACCAGAAUGUGGAACGAGCCUGGACCAUCACAGCAUCAGCAGUUCUGCCAGCACAUCAACAACCCCGCCAACCAGGAAUCCCAAUUUUAGCGUGUUUAUAACUGUAGACCAUUAGAAACCAAAGGGAUUGAUAUAUUUCUUCAUGGUGGACGAUUUACAUGCACAUGUCUGUAAAAGAACACAACUUAUGAGGGGAAAAUGGGCAGAGAAGAAACUAUAUUUGCCUUGUGUCUUACUGUAUUUCUGUGUUUCUAAAAUGCUUCCAUGACUGUUACUCCAACAUCCAAACAAAACAUUUGUCAGGUACACUUUCAAGAAAGGGCAAUAAGUGUAUUUUAUUUAAGAGAAAUUAAUAUAUUUUCUAAUAUCUUCCAGUUAUUUUUUCAUACUUUUUAUAUACAUACCUUGACAUUUGAGCAACCUGAUCCCAACUGUAGCCACCUCUCUGUCAGCCUUUUAUGCUACAGGCGUCUCCUCUUGCAGUCGGGUGUUUUGAUUUCAUCUAGUUUUCCCCCUACAAAGCACAUACAGAGCCAUUUUAUUUAGGUGUUACAUAUUCCAUUUAGGAGCAUUUUGAAAAGCCACCCUUCAUAUGAAGGUGCCCAGCAUAACAGCUUUGCCAUUUAAAGUCCCACAACUGGACACAUUUGGCAGCGUGUAAGAAGAAAAUGUUCACAAUUGUGUUUUAUUAGGGUGGAGUCUUUAUUUUUACUCACAUAAAAAUUGCUUUAGUAAGGCUGCUAAUAGAGGGUCCAUCGCACACCUCCAGCUUCGAAAUGCUAAGUAGCUGCUCCUGGCUUUACGAGAGUUAUGAAUUUAUUGCUAACAUGAGCCUCCAAUUCCCAGUCAUACUUAGUCAUUUUCUUUUACUCAGUACUUAAUAUUUUAUAUCUCUAUCAUAUAGAUAAUUAGCUUCCACAUCUGGGUCAUUAAUUUUUUUUAAGCUUCUUAUAAUCUCGAGUAUCAUUAUUAUUAUUUCAAAGUUUUGCUAAUGCUUUGAGUUGGAAUAAGAUGAACAAUAUUGCUUGACAUCUAUAACUACAUUUUAUGAGGCUUCAGAGUCAUGAAUCAAAAAGCCUAGGUUAGCUUAGCAUCUAGUUAGGACUGAAAGCAGAGAAAGAAAAUAAUUAGCCUGUCUGGAAAUUAGCCGGGCGCUUUCCAAAGUAUAUAAAUAUUACUUGCACAGUUAUGUGAGGGUACAAACUUGUGCUUUUUACAUUUCUGUUUUCAUAUGGAUUAAGCAACAGGGUGAAACAUGUCAUUUAAUUAGUGUUUCAAAUGUGGAAAAAGCUAUGCUACCUGUUUCCUUCCAGCAAAUGAUCAUUCUUUGCUAGGCUGAUGUCUGUUGAUGCUAGUUUGGUACUGAAUAUAAAGACAUGAACAUGGUAUUGAUCUUCUUAUCGAACUCUUAAGAAAGUGAACUAAUGAACAUCAGAAAAUUAUUGUAAUCACUUAAUACUUCUUUAAAAUUUGAAAAAUCAUCAUAUAAAUUCUCAGAAACAUGAUGAUUCUCCCAUAUGCUAGCUGUGUGACCAACACAGUGUAUCUUGCCCAAUGUCUUUUUCUGUAUAUUUAUUUUUACUUUUUUAUUAAACAACAAUAUCCAUGUUUGAUUGUCGUCAAUUUUCAAAGAGGUGAUAAGGACAACAGUAUCAUGUUAAAGUAUCAUGUUAAAGGGACUCUCACAACCCUCCUGAUCUUAGAUGUUUUUUUUUUGUUUUGUUUUAGUCUACUUUUGCGUUCCCUUUUUAUAAAUCUUCUAGUUCCCCACCUUGUAGCUCAUCCCUCUGCUGUAUUAUUAAUCAGAAUCAGAUUAGUACAGUCACCAGAAAUAUUUUUAAUUCCUUGCUGUAAUUGAAAUGCUGUUUAUGAGGCAAGUUGUAUGAAAUGACAUAUUCUUGAUAACUGCAACAUUUUAUAUUAAAACAAAUCCCAACUAAA
This is a messenger RNA of Sphaeramia orbicularis (orbiculate cardinalfish), 3877 nucleotides long. RefSeq names its product MAGUK p55 subfamily member 7. The record is from RefSeq and is a predicted model, not a curated record. The transcript is spliced from 17 exons. Gene Ontology annotation, molecular function: protein binding. Bases 262 to 1608 code for a protein of 448 amino acids. Lineage: Eukaryota; Metazoa; Chordata; Actinopteri; Kurtiformes; Apogonidae.